Molecule: messenger RNA, 1947 nt
Organism: Ipomoea nil (Japanese morning glory)
Lineage: Eukaryota; Viridiplantae; Streptophyta; Magnoliopsida; Solanales; Convolvulaceae
Product: UDP-sulfoquinovose synthase, chloroplastic
Exons: 3
Coding region: 259-1683 (474 amino acids)
Biological process (GO): glycolipid biosynthetic process; sulfolipid biosynthetic process
Molecular function (GO): UDPsulfoquinovose synthase activity
Source: RefSeq, a predicted model, not a curated record
UCAAAAUUGAAGAAAGGGAUCAGGGGCAGAUGUGCAAUUUGCUUCAUAUCUUGGGAAUAUCCUCCCUACUUCAUUUGAUCCUUUCCCAGUUUCCCUCAAGAACGAAAUAGGGAAGUCGUGGGCUCCCCGCUCCCAUCUCUUCCACUCUCUCUCUCACUGAAACGAAGCACACUCUCCAGUCUCCACUGAGGAGCCUUUGAAUCUCUCUCUGCACUUUCUUCACAAGGGUUUGAAUAUUCGGGGUAACCGGCAGUUGUCAUGGCGCAUUUGCUCUCUACUUCUUGUUUGGAUAUUUAUGUUAACCACAAGCUUCAUUGCAAGCCCUUUAACAGAGGCUCAGUUCUUAUGCCUAAAUCCGUUCGACUGAAAAUUUCAAGCUCACCAAAAGAGAUUGUCUUGCGAGGGAAACAGUCAAACAGGUACACCAUCCGUGCUAAGGCUGUUUCCUUGGGCCAAGAAAGCAAAACCGACCAAACUACGGGUGAUGCCGCCUCGAGGAGAAAGAAAGUCAUGGUCAUUGGCGGUGAUGGCUAUUGUGGCUGGGCUACUGCUCUCCACCUGUCCAACAAAAAUUACGAAGUUGCCAUUGUUGACAACCUCGUUCGUCGCCUUUUUGACCACCAGCUUGGUCUCGACUCUCUCACGCCCAUUUCGUCCAUCCACAACCGCGUAAGGCGCUGGAAAUCUCUCACCGGAAAGGACAUUCAACUCUUUGUUGGCGACAUUUGUGAUUUCGAGUUCUUGGCGGAAGCCUUCAUGUCGUUUGAACCCGAUGCUGUUGUCCACUUCGGAGAACAAAGGUCUGCUCCUUAUUCAAUGAUCGAUAGGUCCCGAGCUGUAUUCACUCAGCAUAAUAAUGUGAUAGGGACACUUAAUGUUCUGUUUGCGAUAAAGGAGUUUAGAGAAGAUUGCCAUCUGGUGAAACUCGGGACAAUGGGAGAAUACGGUACCCCAAACAUAGACAUUGAGGAGGGUUAUAUAACAAUUACACACAAUGGAAGAACGGAUACUCUGCCCUACCCCAAACAAGCGAGUUCCUUCUAUCAUUUGAGCAAGGUCCAUGAUUCCCAUAACAUCGCAUUUACUUGCAAGGCAUGGGGGAUCAGAGCCACUGAUCUGAACCAGGGAGUUGUCUAUGGGGUGAGAACUGAUGAAACCACAAUGCACGAGGAGCUGGUUAACAGAUUUGAUUAUGAUGGAGUAUUUGGGACUGCGUUGAAUCGUUUCUGUGUUCAGGCAGCUGUUGGCCAUCCUCUCACUGUCUACGGCAAAGGAGGGCAGACCAGAGGAUACCUGGAUAUUAGAGACACAGUGCAGUGUGUUGAGCUUGCAAUUGCCAAUCCAGCAAAGCGAGGAGAGUUUCGGGUUUUCAAUCAAUUCACGGAGCAAUUUUCUGUGAACGAGCUCGCAGCCCUUGUAACCAAGGCUGGAGAGAAACUCGGGCUUGAGGUGAAAACCAUAUCCGUUCCCAACCCGAGAGUAGAGGCAGAGGAACAUUACUACAAUGCCAAACACACUAAACUUAUCGAGUUGGGACUAGAACCGCACCUCCUAUCGGACUCCCUUCUUGACUCGCUUUUAAACUUUGUCGUCCAAUUCAAAGAUCGCAUCGACACAAAGCAGAUAAUGCCAAGUGUUUCCUGGAGAAAAAUUGGGGUGAAGCCAAAGACUGUUGCAGCUUAAUAAAGUUGGGAGUUUUUCACCGUUUACAUUAGAAAUUAUAUACUGUACUUUCACUGAAACUUAGAUGCUUUUCAAGCAUUUAUGUCAUCUAUAGUAUAUAUUUGUUGUAUCUGGCUCCUUUAGCUGCAAAAUUUUCUAGGACAAUCAGGUCUUUUGGCAAACCUCUUCCUUUUUUGGGCCUUUGGUGGCCCAGUGGUCCUAGUGAAUGUAGUAUGUGUUAUGGUUGAUUUAUUGUUUCAAUUAUCACUUCUCUAAUAUUGUCUG